This is a messenger RNA of Psammomys obesus (fat sand rat), 990 nucleotides long. RefSeq names its product testis-expressed protein 19.2. Bases 1 to 990 code for a protein of 329 amino acids. The transcript has a single exon. Gene Ontology annotation, biological process: spermatogenesis; male gonad development; placenta development. Gene Ontology annotation, cellular component: nucleus; cytoplasm. The record is from RefSeq and is a predicted model, not a curated record. Lineage: Eukaryota; Metazoa; Chordata; Mammalia; Rodentia; Muridae.
AUGUGUCCCCCGGUCAGCGUUCGCCAGGGAGCCAAGGGCAUGUCCUGCCUCUAUGCAGCCUGGCUGUACCAGCUUGUCCAUGGAGACCAGAUGAAGAUCUGCUUCUCUUGCUUCAGGGCAGCCUUCCUGGUCGUUAAGAACAUGCUGGAGAUGGGAGACUGGGAAGAGGAAGCGUGGGAUGCCGAGCCCAUGGAACUCCCAGAGGCCGGAUCUGAGCCGGAGGAGUGGCCGGGCCUUAGCUGGGGAGAGGGCCAAGGGCAUCUGCCACAUGGCAUGCCUGUCUCUACAAGUCCUGGGGCCCAGGCUCCAGGUCCUGUAGGUACAGAGGGGAUUGGGCUGGGACCCCAGCCUGUGCCCACUGAGCUUGGGCCUCAGGAAGCUGUGCCCCUGGAUCUGGGCCCUGAGGAUGCUGAGUGGACCCAGACCCUUCCCUGGAGAUUUGAUGGCCUUUCUCCCUGCUCUCACUGGCUCAUCCCUCCUCUGUCCUGGUGGGAUAUUUUCAAUGUCAGCCCGUCUCCCGGGCAGCCCGUGUUGUUGGAAUUGAGCCCCACCUGGCCCAUGGACCCAUUGGAAGCAGAAGCUUGGCUUGUAGACCUGAAGUUUGUCUUCCUGUUGGGUGGCUUUGAUGCCAUCUGCUAUCUGCUGUCGAUGACUCCCUGCUGGGCCGUGAGAACCCGCGUCCAACGCUGGCAGGUGUUGCUUGACCCUGGUGAGGUGAGGGUGGCCCAGCUGCAGAACGCCCCCGAGCAGCAGGACCUGCACCGCUGGCGGCUGAGCAUCCUGGAGUCCUCAGAGCUGGGGGUGGAGCUGGUGCCGGCCGACUGCAGCCUGAGGAAGGGAGGCUUCAAGGUGCACUCCUACCUGCCCUGGCACAACAGCACCCCGGAGGCCUGGAGCAGGGAGCCAGGCGAGAGACUCCUUGUUGUAGAGGUUGUGUCUCUGAGGGAGCUGCCCUGCUUCCGUUCCCCCUCCCCCGAUCCGCACAACUGA